Zootermopsis nevadensis is the source of this 3606-nucleotide messenger RNA. RefSeq lists its product as uncharacterized. Gene Ontology annotation, biological process: SCF-dependent proteasomal ubiquitin-dependent protein catabolic process. NCBI's taxonomy places the organism in Eukaryota, Metazoa, Arthropoda, Insecta, Blattodea, Termopsidae. Gene Ontology annotation, cellular component: SCF ubiquitin ligase complex. The record is from RefSeq and is a predicted model, not a curated record.
UAAACUCUCUGACGCUCUGUGAGUCCAUGGUUGCUAGACUUGUGAGAGUUAAAGUCGCAUGCCUCAAGGUUUAAAUGAAAAACAUGUAUGGUGUCUGUGUUCUGCCGACGAAUUAGUUGCUGAUGAAUUCAGUAAAAGUUUCCUGGUAAUUACAUUAUUAUUACUCAAGAAAAGCGAGCAAAACGUUUCAAGUUGGAAAUUUUCAAGGAGCCAUCUACGAGUUUGCACAGGUUUGUCUGCUGAUUCAAUGCUGCUUGUAAAAGUUUUAGAAGUGUUUGCUUGUGAGGAGUGCUCUCACGUUAUAGAAAUGGCCAUGUAACUGCAGACUGUGCCAUGACGAGGGCUGCGAAGCCACAAAGUUGAUAUCCACAUACCGAAACUUGACGCUGCACGAAAUGUCACUUACAACAGAAGUGAGAUGGAAGAAAUUCAGAAGUGUAAGAUCUUUUAUAAUAUGAGAAUAAGCACAGUAAGUAAGUGAAAGUGAAAGUGUUUAUAUCUGAAGUGUGGCCGGAUUAAGAUAUGCGUAACUUAAAAUAUGUGAAAGUUAAAUAUACUGAGUUUGCUGCACAGAAAUUAACAUUAAAUAAAUUUGUUUUAUAUUAAAUAUUUGAUAAGCUUUAGUAAGAUUUGUGAACGUCAACUAUAAUAUCAACAGUUGAAGUAAAGUUGUAUAAAAAUUAGUGAAGAAACUGUCAAAUGAUGGAACUGAGCUGAACCGACAGCGCUUAAUACUGUAAAAUAUUUAGCUGUGAUUCUGGCCUAGGGUGACCAAACUCCUCACUGUUAAUUCAGGUACAUUUUCUUGUCUAAUUUUACUCUUCAGGAUAUAUUUUUUGUGAAUGUUUACCACAAACGUGUCACAUCAUGCCAUCUGGCAGAGACGUUAACACUGGACUCUCUCAAACCCAUACUCAAUUUUUAGUCAGAAGUAAGUAACUUGUAGACGAAUUUUUGGAACUCGUGAUAAAUAUAUUCAUAAUAGUAAAAAUGCCACCUAAGAAACCACCACCUUCGUUAAUCAAAAUAUGUCUACGAGCUUUUGCAGACUGGUUCUUAAAAGUAUGGGAGACCGGUAGUCAGCAAGAAAUAGAAAAUUUUGGACUGGAAGUGCACAGAUUCCUGUCAUCGCAUAUUCCUUCUGUGGUUGCCGACAGCUUAAUUUCACAACUGCUCGAGAUGUACGUUCAGAGAUAUGAAUGUAAUCCCGAUAUGCAUAUGAGCAUCUUCCUUCACUGUAUAAUGCUGCCACAGUUAAAUGUUAUAGAUUUCUCAGAAGUAAUAAACCUUGGCAUUAAUACCAUAGGAUUCUUUGAGUAUGUUAUUGCUUCAGAAUUACACUCGCAUGGAAGGUUGGUGAAGAUUUCUUUGCAAAUGCAUGGAAGAGACAGUGACCUUCAAUUAUGUACUGAUCACACUUUGGAGCUAAUUGGAAAGAACUGCCCACAACUAAAGUCAUUAAAUGUUUCUUAUAGUGGCCAUGUUCGUAAUGAAGGCCUGCAGUAUCUUGUUCCAUGUUCAGAAAGUCCAGGGUGCCCUCUGUUAGAAGAAAUAUUUGUUUAUAAAUGUGCUGUUUCUGAGAUUGGGGUGACUAAUAUUCUGAGGUCAUUGCCCAACAUUCGUUUAAUUGGAUACGAGAAAAUGGUUUUAUGUCUUCUGCAGUUGUAUGAACAGAUGACCAGAGACGGCAGUCCUUUGAAAGAGCGCCUUAAACUUACACAUGUUGAAAAUACGAGUAUAAACCUUGAUCGAAGUUACAUGCGUUUUGACAAAAGAGUGGUCGAUGUCGUAUGUACGCUUUGUCCACACUUGUAUGAUCUUAAAGUCCAUGUAGCCGAUGAGGAUGUUCCGACACUUGAACAGUUCGAGUCUCUCACUUCACUGGAACUGACCUAUAAAAUUCAGAGACCGGCGUCUCCAGGGGAAGGUACAGAGUACUUCCUCCGUGUUCGAGGCGCACAGCUCAGCAGCCUAGCAAUUACUUGUCUCGUCCUACACGAGAAGCAAAUUAUAAUGCUUGGGGAAAAUUGCUCUAACUUAAAACAUCUGUAUCUGAAAUGCGAGUGGCUAGAACUGCGUCAUUUGGAACUGGAACAUGACGACGCGCUCAGCAAAUGCAAAUUCUUUAAACUUGAAUCGCUGUGUUUUUUUACUGGGAAAGAACCACGGCAUGUGUCUGAAUUUCCUGUGAGAGUUGUACAGUGCAUAUUACGUAAUACAGACAGGCUUGAAGAGCUAAAGAUUUUUGUAAAUACUCCUUCAAUAACAGAUGUUUGGAUGAAUGAGUUGUUAUCAUCUGUCAACACAGCAGUGCUAAAAGAAUUGAUGAUCGCUUUGCCUGGCAGAUACAGGAAAUCGACAGUCAUUGAUCUGUCGAUGUCAUCUGUUAACGAGAUAAUCAGCCGAGCACCUCAUUUGCAGAAGUUAGGGAAUCUUAUAUUUUGGAAUGUGAGGUCAAAAAAGGUAUGGAAGUUGAAGCGUAAGAUGGAGAAAUUGAAUUUUGAUUUAAAUAUAAUAAUCGAAUCCAUGACAGAGAAUUGGUAAUGGAGUUUGAGUAGUGUAUUUUGAAUUUGCAGAUGGAGAGCAUUUAUUGAGAAUCAGAAUGUGUAUUCUGCACUAGAAUUAUGAACAAGAACAUUGCCUGUAACAUCAGAAUUGCUUGUGUAUUAAUAUUUACGUGAUAAGAAAUAUUUUUCACAAAGAUAUAUAUAAAUUUCUUCAAUGUACUGCAAUUUAAUAUUACCAGAAACAUUGUUGUGUGUUAUGAAACAUACGCUUCUCGAUCUGCCUUGUUGCUUGAAACAUAGAGUUGCUAUUUAAUAUGUUAUUGUAUUUCAAAACUUUAUGCAAAGUGUUAUCGUCAUUGUAUGGAUGGUGAUUUUUGUUGUUCCUAAGAAAAUUAUUUACUAUGUUAAAAUGUACAGUCAGUAGUUUUGUGUAAUUGUAGAUGUAUAAAGCAGAUGUGGACGUAAUUCAAAAUAAGCAAGUUGAAGUUUGAAUUUCUAAUGGUUUUGCUAGAAUAUAAAUUAGUACUUCAGCUGGGAUAGCUCAAUUAUAAUGACUAGGCUACAGGUUGGAUGACCAGUGUUUGGUAUCCUGACUUCAGAAUUAUUCUCUUUUCCGCAAUGUCGAAACUGACCCUGGGGCCCAUCUAGCCUCAUGUCCAAUGGGCACCAAAGUUUCCACAGAUGUAAAGCAGCCAGGGUAUGAAGCAGACCAUCCAUUUUCUUCUGGUACCCCAUACAUCUGCAUGAUGUGGUGUUCCGUCAAGCAUCGGGUAAACUAAGCCGUUGGUUCUAAGAUUAAUAAGCUGCCUAACAUAAUAAAAUAUUUUAAUUCUUCACAGGAACAGUAACAUCGCACACAAAAUCUCAGUUGCAUUAGAAGUAGAGUUUGUGUCCACAGGUCUGGUCAUAUUAAUGUCGAUGGAUUCGUGUUAUUGUGUACUAGAGUUUAGAAUGUAUUGUUGAGGAACUAACCAUCUUAUAGUUAUUACAUUGCACAGUUAGAAACCAUUUUUCCAUAUUUAUGUAAGUGUUCACCUUGUUAAAAAUGUUUGUAGACCUGAAUGACAUUUGUAAUUAAUAUUAUUACUUUUUUCAAUUG